AUGGAGACACAAAGUGCUUCAACUUUAGUGUUUGUAUUUUGCACCUUUUUACUAGGAUUCCAAAUCUUUAGUGCUCUUGAUAUGAUUACUUAUUUUGGAGAGAGGUUGAUGGAGAAGUAUAGAGAGAGGAAAAAUGAUUUGCGUUUGGUCUUUAAUGAUCUAGAGAAAGCUUGUGAUAGCGUACUACAUAAGAUCAUUUGGGAUAGCCUUGAGGCAAUACAGGACAUGUAUAAUGGAGUCACGACAAGCAUCUAUGUACAAAUUGGGCUAAAAGAUUAUUUUCUAGGUUUAUAUCACGGAUCUACACUAAAUCAUUUCAUUUUCGCCAUAAUUAUAGAUGAACUUUGA
This is a messenger RNA of Amaranthus tricolor (Joseph's coat), 348 nucleotides long. RefSeq lists its product as uncharacterized. The record is from RefSeq and is a predicted model, not a curated record. Lineage: Eukaryota; Viridiplantae; Streptophyta; Magnoliopsida; Caryophyllales; Amaranthaceae. Bases 1 to 348 code for a protein of 115 amino acids. The transcript is spliced from 3 exons.